GAGGAAGUUACCUGUUGAAUCGUUCUGUGCGCUCGCUUCUCAACCCCUGCAGCUAUCCCUAAGAGGGAAGCCGCCCACCACAAGCCUCUUCCGAAAGAGAGCCCCAAACGGUUGAGCCACAUGGCUUCCGCGGUCUGGGGGAGUGCGCCCUGGUGGGGCCCGCCGCCCCCAGCCCCAGCCCGGCCGCUCACGGACAUCGACUUCUGCUCCGGGGCGCAGCUGCAGGAACUAACCCAGCUGAUCCAGGAGCUGGGUGUGCAGGAGAGCUGGAGUGACGCGCCCAAGCCGGGACCAGACCUCCUCCGGGCCAAGGACUUCGUCUUCUCUUUGCUUGGUCUUGUUCACCGUCGGGACCCCCGCUUUCCUCCCCAAGCAGAGCUCUUGCUGCUUCGUGGUGGGAUUCGCGAGGGCUCCCUGGAUCUGGGACCUGCACCCCUAGGUCCUUACAUCCGGGGACCUCAUUACGACGCCGGCUUUACACUCCUAGUGCCCGUGUUUUCGCUAGACGGCACUGGGCGGGAGGUGCAACUGGACGUGGAGUCCUGUUACGCGUGGCUGUGCCUCCCAGAGCAGAUAGGCGGAACCUCCAUCCGGGAGGCUUGGCAGGAUUGCCUAGGACCUCCAGUCCCAGGAGGACGUGAUUCCAGCCACCGAACCGAAAGCGAAGGAAGUCCCAAGGGUCGGCAAAGCUCCAUGGACCAGCCGCACGGUUAUGUCACUGAACCUGAGCGAAACGUGUCUUUGGAAAAAUCGUCGAGUAACGUUCCGGGGCCUGAGCCGCCUGGGCAAGACAUAAUCGAUCUUGGCUUUUCUCCCCCACUGGAAAACCUGAAUGGUGACGUCACCAAAGCAGCCGUCCUUAGCCCAGUCCCACAGCCGUGGGAAGAUUGGGAGGCAUGGCCCACACUUUGUCCCGCCCAGGUGGCUGCGUGGUUCUUUGCUUCACUGGCCGCGGUCGCCGAGUCCCUGUUCCCGGUCCCGGGUGCCCCACGCUUGGUCCACGCAGCCCGCCACGCGGGGUUCACUACCGUCCUCCUGGCCACGCCGGGGCCCCCGCGCCGCGUCCUGCUCUUCGACCUGAUUCCCGUGGUGUCCGUGGCCGGCUGGCCCGAGGGUGCUCGGAGCCACUCGUGGGCCGGCCCGCUGGCCUCCGAGUCGUCAUCCUUCUACCUGGUGCCCGGCGGCCACACCGAGCAGCCGGGCGCCUCCGGCUGGCAGCUCUGCUUCGCCCGCCAGGAGCUGGCGCUCAAGACGCGCAUUCCCGCUCCGCUGCUGCAAGCGCACGCGGCGGCCCAGGCGCUGCUGCGCCCGCUGGUGGCCGGGACCCGCGCCGCGGCGCCCUACCUCCUGCGGACGCUGCUCUACUGGGCGUGCGAGCGGCUGCCAGCGCUCUAUCUCGCGCGGCCCGAGAACGCGGGCGCCUGCUGCCUCGGGCUGCUGGAUGAGCUGGGCCGCGUGCUCGAGGCCGGGACACUGCCCCACUAUUUUCUGAGCGGCCAGAAGCUCCGUGCGGGGGAUGGCGCCGCGGCGCUGCUCGGGGCGUUGGCCCGGCUCCGCGCGGACCCAGCCCGGGCCCUGCGCGCCGCGGUGGAGGAGGCCAAGGUUGCACGCAAGGGGGGCGGCUUAGCGGGGGUGGGAGGCAGGGCCCAUUAAAGACGCUGUUC
Messenger RNA from Odobenus rosmarus divergens (Pacific walrus), 1664 nucleotides. It is a transcript of the gene TMEM102, whose product is annotated as transmembrane protein 102. The record is from RefSeq and is a predicted model, not a curated record. The transcript has 3 exons. Lineage: Eukaryota; Metazoa; Chordata; Mammalia; Carnivora; Odobenidae. Bases 121 to 1653 code for a protein of 510 amino acids.